AUGGCUAAUAAACCUUUGAUCUUGCGCAAAUGGACCCCUGGUAUGCAACUUUUAAAGAUUUCUCUAUCUUCUGUUCCUGUUUGGAUUAAAUUGCAUAAUUUGCCUAUUGAGUAUUGGAAUGCUACAUGUUUGAGUUAUGUGGCUAGUGGUGUUGGUAAGCCUAUAUGUGCUGAUUCUGUUACUGAGGAACAGUUGAGGCUUGGUUUUGCUAGAGUUUUGGUUGAAGUAGACAUGAAUUCUGUUCUUCCUAAAGAGAUUGAAAUUGUUGGUGUUGAUGGGGGUCGGGUUGUAGUUGGCAUUGAAUAUCCAUGGCUUCCUGUUAAAUGUAAGAAAUGUAAGUUGUUUGGUCAUCUUUCUCAUACUUGCACAAAGGUUGAGAAACAGGUUUGGCUUCCAAAAAAUACUGAGCCUGUUCAAAACUUGAAUGCUGGUCUUGUGGUGGAGAAGGUUGCUGAGUUGAAGAAUGACGGUCCUAAUUUAGGGGCUGAACCUAAAUGGAAUGUGGUUAGAGCUAAAAAAACUCCUGUUUCCAAGCCUACUGUGAAGGAUAACCAAAGUAAUUGGACUAAUUCAUUCCAUCUUCUGGCUAGAGCUGAUGGUAAUUUUAAAUCAGGGGUGAGAGGUUCAGAUACUUUUUCUUCUCUUCAAAAUGUUAUUGAGUCUGCUAUGGUUGAGGAGAGUGCAAAAAUAAAAGGGAAGGGUAAAAUGGGUGAAGAGGAGGAGGGGGUGGAUAGAAGGCAUCUUUGGUCUGAUUUAUGUUCUAUGAAGGGAAAAGUAGGUAAUAAUCCUUGGAUGAUUUGUGGGGAUUUUAAUGUAGUUCUUUCCUUGGCUGAAAAAUGGGGUUCUGAUAAGCUUUCUUCUUAUGAAAUUGAAUUUGGUCAAUGUGUGAAUGAUCUUGAAGUUCUGGAUCUUAAUUUUAGUGGGUGUUUUUACACUUGGACUAAUAAAAGUGAGGAGCCUUGGUUUGUAGCCAGAAAAUUGGAUAGAGUUUUGGCUAAUGUGAAUUGGAUGAGUUCUUUUGGAAGUACUGCUGUGGAAUUCCUUUCAGGGGGAGUUUCUGAUCAUUCCCCUGCUAUUAUUUCAGCAGGUUCUUUGCAAAGUUUUGGCCCUAAACCCUUUAAGUUCUAUAACUUUUGGUUGGAGCAUGAAGGGUUCUUGGAUUGGGUUAAGGAGGGUUGGAGCGUUCAGACUGAGGGCUUUCCUAUGUAUCAGUUGUAUGUGAAACUUCGUGCUGACAGUCUUCUUAAAGAGAGGGAAUGUCUUCAUGCUUUUGUUUCCAUUACUAGAGCUGAGGAAUCCUUUUUGAAGCAGAAAGCUAGGAAUCAAUGGUUGCAAUUGGGAGAUCAGAAUAAUAAUGAUGUUGAUCAAAUCAAGAAGGUGGCUGAGGAUUUUUACAAGAAUCUGUUAGGUACAGAACAAGUGCAAUUUACUGAGGCAAAAGCAGCUAGAGUUAGGCAACUUAUUCCUGUUGCUAUAUCUCUUGAACAUGCAGCCAUUCUGGAGAAGGAGGUUACUGCAGAGGAAAUUAGAGACAUCUUAUUUCAUAUGAAAGCUAACAAGGCCCCUGGUCCUGAUGGGUUUUAUGCAGAUUUUUUUAAAUCUACUUGGUCUAUUGUGGGACAGGAGGUAGUGGCUGCCAUUAAAGGUUUCUUUUCUUCUGGUUUAUUGCUAAAGGAAGUGAAUGCUACUAUUCUAUCUUUAGUGCCUAAGAAGGUUAAUCCAUCUGCUAUGGGAGACUUUAGGCCUAUUACUUGCUGCAAUGUUAUAUAUAAAUGCAUCACAAAGAUUCUGUCUAACCGAAUGUUGCCGUUUUUGGGUAAUUUGGUGAGUAUGAAUCAAUCUGCUUUCAUUCCUUCUAGGAGUAUUUCUGAGAAUGUUUUAUUGGCUCAGGAACUUGUGAGGGGUUAUCAUAAGGAAAAAGGGAAUCCUAGAUGCACUUUAAAAAUAGACCUUAUGAAAGCAUAUGAUUCUGUGAAUUGGGAUUUUAUGCUUCAUUGUCUUCAUUGCUUUGGCUUUCCUAAUAGGUUUUUGAGCUGGAUUAAGGAGUGUAUCACAUCUCCUAAAUUUUCAGUUUGUAUUAAUGGUACUUUGGUUGGCUAUUUUGAAGGUAAAAAGGAGUUGAGGCAGGGUGAUCCUAUAUCUCCUUACUUGUUUGUUCUUGCUGUGGAGGUUUUUUCUCGGAUUAUGGCUGAUCACACUAGUGGUAAUGGUGGUUUUAAAUUUCAUCCUAAAUGUGUGAGAAUGCAGCUUACUCAUUUGUGUUUUGCAGAUGAUCUCUUGAUCUUUUCAGAAGCUAGUUUGAGCUCUAUAAGAGUUAUCAAGGCUGCUCUGCUUGAGUUUGAAAAUUUGUCUGGUUUGAAAGCUAACCCUGCAAAAAGUUCAUUUUAUUGUUCGGGAAUUUCAGAUAGAUUGAAGCAUGUUCUUUUGGAGGAUUUAAGGAUGAAAGAAGGUCAUCUCCCUGUGAGGUACCUUGGAGUUCCUCUCAUUUCUUCUAGACUUUCUUCAGCUGAUUGUGGAGCUUUACUUAGCAGAAUUUCUGGUUGA
Corylus avellana is the source of this 2544-nucleotide messenger RNA. The record is from RefSeq and is a predicted model, not a curated record. Lineage: Eukaryota; Viridiplantae; Streptophyta; Magnoliopsida; Fagales; Betulaceae.